Messenger RNA from Vitis vinifera (wine grape), 747 nucleotides. RefSeq lists its product as uncharacterized. NCBI's taxonomy places the organism in Eukaryota, Viridiplantae, Streptophyta, Magnoliopsida, Vitales, Vitaceae. The transcript has 3 exons. The record is from RefSeq and is a predicted model, not a curated record. The coding region runs from base 1 to 747 and encodes 248 amino acids.
AUGGUUGCAAGUGGAUCAAUUGAAACUAUUGAUCGAAGCAUAUUGUGGAAGAAAGCAAGGGAAAAAAAGGACGGCACCUUUGAUGAAGUGGCCAUACCAGUAAUUGAGAAAAUAGACAAGCUAUUGAAAGAGUCUCAAGAGAAUGGUAGAAGUGUUAGUGGAAGUAAUGAUAUACUUAUGGAAGCAUUGGGUACUCCUGAGUAUAGUGGUCGAGUUAGGGCCAAAGGGAAGCACUACACACCUCGCCAAUAUUUCAAUAGUGCUGCAGAUCGUGCUGUCAGGGAUUUCAUAGCAGCAUCUAAAGAAGAACAAAGAAUAUUUCAAGCAGAAGUGCUAGCAAAACUGACUCAAGUAGGAGUUGUUACUCCCCAAUCUGAUGUUAGCAGUUCAAACAUGAAGCAAAAACAACUUCUCCUACCAGAAGCAGUGGAUAAGCCAAUCCGUAAAGUUGAAGAUGUGACCCCACCAGAAGCAAUAGAACCACAGAAGAAGGUUAGAAAAUGUGAGCUGGCCACAAGCACCAAGGAAAAUAUAGUGGCAGGUGGAACAAUUAUACUUGAAUGUGGUCCCAACUAUUUAGUAGUUGUUGAUACUCCUUAUGAUUCAAGUGCACCCCUUCCCAUUCCUAUUCCUGGACAAACUACUACUGUUGGGGCUACAAUUGGUUACCAAGUUUUGUGGCCAACUGAUUUGGUCAUCAUCCGUACUCCCAUCUUAGUAAGUAAAUUUAAUUACCAAACUUUAUAG